AUGACCGACGCCAUCAAGGCUACCUUUGCCGCAAAGGCGCUCAAGGACGAGGCCGUAUUUGUCGCCUUCAUCACCGCCGGCUACCCGACCAAGCAGGACACCGUCGAGGUCAUGCUCGCUCUCGAGCAGGGCGGCGCAGACGUCAUUGAGCUCGGCGUCCCCUUCUCGGACCCGCAGGCAGACGGACCCGCCAUCCAGCAGAGCAACCAGGUCGCCCUCGAGCAGGGCGUCGGCUACGUCCAGUGCCUCGACUACGUCAAGCAGGCCCGCGCCCGCGGCCUCAAGGCCCCCGUCCUGCUGAUGGGCUACUACAACCCCACGCUCGCCUACGGAGAGGAAAAGGCGGUGCACGACGCCAGGCUCGCCGGCGCCAACGGCUUCAUCAUGGUCGACCUCCCACCAGAGGAGGCCGCCGACUUCCGCGGCUACUGCACAAAGGAGGGCAUGUCGUUUGUCCCGCUCAUCGCGCCUUCGACGUCGGUCGGCCGCAUCCGCCACCUCGCCUCGCUCGCCGACUCGUUCAUCUACGUCGUCUCCAAGAUGGGCACCACGGGCGCAUCGACCACCGUCUCGAGCUCGCUUCCGGACCUCCUCAACCGCAUCCGUUCCAUCACCAGCAUCCCUCUCGCCGUCGGCUUCGGCGUCUCGACGCGCGACCACUUUAUCGAGGUCGGCGAGCACGCAGACGGCGUCGUGAUCGGCAGCAAGCUCGUCGCCAAGCUCAAGGAGGCCGGCGCCACUACCGAGGCCCGCGUCGAGGCCGCAAGGUCCUACUGCGAGGAGAUCACCGGCAAAAAGGAGGGCGGCAUCCGCCGCAAGCAGCCGCUCAACAUCAAGGACGCCAUCAACCAGCCCGACUCGAUCCCCGUCCCCAAGGUCGACGCCGUCGUCAACGGCGACAAGGCGCCCGUGCCCGGGUUGGACCCCAUCGUCGAUGCCAACGGCAACGUCCGCCCGCCGCGCUUUGGCAAGUUCGGCGGCCAGUACAUCCCCGAGGCCCUCUACGACUGCCACGUUGAGCUGGAAAAGGCCUACAUGCACGCCCUCAGCGACCCGACCUUCUGGGCCGAGUUUGAGAGCUACUACGAGUACAUCGGGCGCCCCAGCGAGCUCUACCCGGCCGACCGCUUCACCGAGGCGGCGGGCGGCGCCAAGAUCUGGUUCAAGCGCGAGGACCUCAACCACACGGGCUCGCACAAGAUCAACAACGCCAUCGGUCAGGUGCUGCUGGCGCGGCGGUUGGGCAAGACGAGGAUCAUUGCCGAGACGGGAGCCGGCCAGCACGGCGUGGCGACGGCGACGGCAUGCGCCAAGUUUGGCCUCGAGUGCGUCGUCUACAUGGGCGCCGAAGACGUGCGGAGGCAGUCGCUCAACGCGUUCCGCAUCAAGAUGCUCGGCGCCAAGGUUGUCGCCGUCGAGAGCGGCAGCAAGACGCUCAAGGACGCCGUCAACGAGGCCAACCGCGACUGGGUCACCAACCUCGCCACGACCCACUACAUUAUCGGCUCGGCCAUCGGACCGCACCCCUUCCCCUCGAUUGUGCGCGACUUCCAGUCCAUCAUUGGCAAAGAGGUGCGCAAGCAGCUCAUGGAGCGCCGCGGCAAGCUGCCGGACGCCAUUGUGGCGUGCGUCGGCGGCGGCUCCAAUGCCAUCGGCAUCUUCCACCCCUUUGUCAACGACCCGAGCGUCAGGCUGAUUGGCGUCGAGGCCGGAGGCGACGGCAUCGACACUGACCGCCACUCUGCGACGCUGUCCAAGGGCACGCCCGGCGUGCUGCACGGCGUGCGCACCUACCUGCUGCAGGACCAGUUUGGCCAGAUUACCGAGACGCACUCGAUCAGCGCCGGCCUCGACUACCCGGGCGUCGGGCCGGAGCACGCGUUUCUCAAGGACUCGGGCCGCGCCGAGUACAUUGCCGCCACCGACGAGGAGGCGCUGCGCGGCUUCAAGAUGUGCACCCAGCUCGAGGGCAUCAUCCCGGCGCUCGAGACGUCGCACGCGCUGUGGGCCGCCUUCCACCUGGCCAAGACGAUGCGUCCGGACCAGGACAUUGUCGUCAGCCUGAGCGGCCGCGGCGACAAGGACGUCGAGCAGAUUGCCAACGCCAUCGCCCACGGCGGCUGGGGCGAGAAGCUGGGCUGGAACAUUGCCUGA
This is a messenger RNA of Pseudozyma flocculosa PF-1, 2154 nucleotides long. RefSeq lists its product as uncharacterized. Bases 1 to 2154 code for a protein of 717 amino acids. Gene Ontology annotation, biological process: L-tryptophan biosynthetic process. Gene Ontology annotation, molecular function: tryptophan synthase activity. The record is from RefSeq and is a predicted model, not a curated record. Lineage: Eukaryota; Fungi; Basidiomycota; Ustilaginomycetes; Ustilaginales; Ustilaginaceae. Gene Ontology annotation, cellular component: cytoplasm. The transcript has a single exon.